AUGAGAGCAAAAAAGCGAAAGAAAAGGCAGCAAAGACGAAAGACAAAUAAAGUCCUUAACAUAAAAGCCAUAAUUAUCGGCAUGGAGUAUCCAGGGGGCAUGAAGGGGGAAGGAAGGUUAACUAAAGUUGAUAAGGAAAUCCGUAGUGUGUAUGGGAUAUUGAGGCGGAAAUUUGAAUUUCCAGCGGAGGAAAUUCUGGCGCUAUGUGAUAAAGGUCACAGAUAUAGGAAUGCAAGUUAUGACAACAUAACCAACUACGUUUCAGAAAUGGUGGUGAACUCUCAAAGUGGUGACCGUUUAUUUCUUUAUGUGGCGGGUCACGGCGUACUUGUGGAUGAAAUUGCGCGUCCAGCCUCAGUUCUUAGUGCAGAAGGAGAACUCAUAAGUGAGGAUUUCUGGCGUGACAUAAGGCUGAAGGUUCCGUCGGGUGUCACCCUGUACGCCUUCAUGAAUUGUUGCCAUUCUGGCUCGUUUUUCAACAACGCAUGUGAAGACUUCAUUGACACCGGAGAUGUUAUCGCUUUUGCAGCAUGCAUGUGGAAUGAAAAAAUUGUGGAUGGCUUAUAUUUUGACAAAGGCUUGAGGCCCGCCCUGUAG
Molecule: messenger RNA, 597 nt
Organism: Lotus japonicus
Lineage: Eukaryota; Viridiplantae; Streptophyta; Magnoliopsida; Fabales; Fabaceae
Product: metacaspase-7-like
Exons: 1
Coding region: 1-597 (198 amino acids)
Biological process (GO): proteolysis
Molecular function (GO): cysteine-type endopeptidase activity
Source: RefSeq, a predicted model, not a curated record